AUGGAGACUGUACCUUUAAGGCACCCAUAUCAGACUAUCCCUUCAUCAUCGCAACCCUUGGCACACCAAAAACUUUCUCAACAUCAACAACCUGAGAAAUCCCAGAAACAAUUCCCAUCAUACCUUGAUGCAUAUGAUUUAUCGCCAAGAGCAAGAGCUAUUUGCGAAAUACUCGCUAGGGUUUUUCCGGCUGAGGUUGAAACCGCAUUAUCAGUGACAGGAAUGAACCUCGAGCCUGAAGUUGUACAAGAAGUGAUCAAGUUCUCGUAUGGAUGCCCUGAAGCUACCAUGAUAUUUUUCAAAUGGGUGGGUUUGAAGCAAAAGCAUUCGCCUUUAACGUGGAAUUUGAUUGUGGAUUUGCUUGGGAAGAAUCAGAUGUUUGAGCGGAUGUGGGAAGCGAUUAGGUCAAUGACGCAAGAGGGUGUUGUAUCCAUAACCACAUUUGUUUCAGCUUUCAGGAGCUACUGUGAGGUUGGAAGGUUUAAUGAAGCUAUAAAGGCGUUUGAUGCGAUGGAAAAGUAUGGAAUUCAACCUGAUGUUGUGGCUCUCAACUCUCUUUUGAGUGCUAUAUGUCGUGAACAUUUCCAAACAGAAAUAGCAGCAGAGUUUUUCGAAAAAAUCAAGACUAAAAUCCCUCCAGAUGCAGAUUCUUUUGCGAUUCUGUUAGAAGGGUGGGAGAAAGAAGGAAAUGUGGCGAAGGCAAAAACGAUGUUUGCAGAGAUGGUGAUUCGUGUUGGCUGGAGCCCAGAAAACAUGUCAGCUUAUGUUGCUUUUUUGAACACUCUAAUUCAAGGUUCACAAGCUGAUGAAGCUCUAAAGUUUCUUCAUGUAAUGAAGGGGAAGAACUGCUUACCAGGUUUGAAAUUCUUCUCAAAUGCUCUUGAUGUUCUUAAUAACCAGAACGAUUCUGCUCAUGCUUUAUCUCUAUGGGAAAUCAUGACAACGAAUGGGUUAAUCCCAAAUUUGGUCAUGUAUAAUUCCAUAAUCGCUUUGCUUUGCAACAAAGAUGAAAUCAAUAACGCCUACCAACUGCUCGAUGAAAUGCCUUUCAAUGGAGUUUUCCCUAAUUCCCUAACUUACAACUUAAUCUUCGAAUGUCUGAUCAAGAACAAGAAGGUGAAGGAAACUGGGAACUUUUUCUUGGAGAUGAUAAAGAACGAACAGCCUCCAACCCCUUCAAAUUGUGCAUCUGCCAUUUCAAUGUUUUUUGAACUUGAUGAUCCUGAAAUGGGAUUUGAGAUUUGGUUUUAUAUGAUGAAAGAUGGUGUUUCACCUCUUGAGGAUAGUGCUAAUGCUUUGCUGAUUGGGCUUGCUAGUAUGGGUAGGCUGACUGAAUUGAGGAGAUAUGUUGAACAAUUUUUUCUUAAAGGAAUCAAGAUUUAUGAGUCUACAAUGGGGAAGUUGAAGAUUGCUUUCCUUAAGGAGGGAAGAAAGGGAGUUAAUGUAUAUACUGAUCUUGAUUGGAAAUGGAGAUCUUCAUAG
This is a messenger RNA of Lactuca virosa, 1482 nucleotides long. The record is from the annotation of a GenBank genome assembly. Lineage: Eukaryota; Viridiplantae; Streptophyta; Magnoliopsida; Asterales; Asteraceae.